This is a messenger RNA of Drosophila gunungcola (fruit fly), 303 nucleotides long. Its product is annotated as histone H4-like. Lineage: Eukaryota; Metazoa; Arthropoda; Insecta; Diptera; Drosophilidae. The transcript has a single exon. Gene Ontology annotation, molecular function: structural constituent of chromatin; DNA binding; protein heterodimerization activity. The coding region runs from base 1 to 303 and encodes 100 amino acids. Gene Ontology annotation, cellular component: nucleosome. The record is from RefSeq and is a predicted model, not a curated record. Gene Ontology annotation, biological process: nucleosome assembly.
AUGACUGGUCGUGGUAAAGGAGGCAAAGGCUUGAGAAAAGGUGGCGCCAAACGUCAUCGCAAAAAGCUGCGUGAUAACAGCCAGGGUAUCAUGAAGCCAGCUAUCCGCCGUUUGGCUCGUCGUGGCGGUGUGAAGCGCAUCUCUGGACUCAUUUACGAGGAAACACGUGGUGUUCUGAAGGUGUUCCUGGACUAUGUAAUCCGUGAUGCCAUCACCUACACAGAACACGCAAAGAGAAAGACUGUCACAGCCAUGGAUGUUGUGUACGCCCUGAAGAGGCAAGGCCGCACCCUGUAUGUUUAA